Messenger RNA from Tachyglossus aculeatus (Australian echidna), 2405 nucleotides. RefSeq names its product carnitine O-palmitoyltransferase 2, mitochondrial-like. The coding region runs from base 115 to 2163 and encodes 682 amino acids. NCBI's taxonomy places the organism in Eukaryota, Metazoa, Chordata, Mammalia, Monotremata, Tachyglossidae. Gene Ontology annotation, cellular component: mitochondrion. The record is from RefSeq and is a predicted model, not a curated record. Gene Ontology annotation, molecular function: carnitine O-palmitoyltransferase activity. Gene Ontology annotation, biological process: fatty acid beta-oxidation. The transcript is spliced from 5 exons.
AGUGAGGGGCCUCAUCUCACUCGACGACGCCAAGGGUGGAGGGCAGCGUGGCCGCCCCUCCACACCCCCGGAGAGAGCCCACCCGCCAUCCCCACAGAGGCCCGGGCCGAAGGGAUGGCUCGGUGGUGGCCGUGGGGUGGAGGCUGGCGGCUAGGACCCAAGUGGGAAUCGCUGGCCCGGCCUGAGGCGAAAGGGAGAUGUCCAGCCGGGUGGUCCCGCCAUUACUGGCGCUCGGCCGAGCACGGGGAGGCCCUCACGCUGGCGGCCUCCACCUGGGAUCGGGAUCACCACUACGUCCACCGGAGCCUCAUCCCGACCCUGCACUUCCAGCAGAGCCUGCCCAGAUUGCCAAUUCCCCACCUGGAAGAUACCAUCAGGAGGUAUAUGGCUGCUCAGAAACCCUUGCUGGAUGAUGAAGAGUACAGAUACACUGAAAAAAUUGCAAUGAAUUUUGAAAAAGGAAUUGGAAAACAACUACAGAAAAAUCUCGUUGAGCUUGAUAAAAGAAAUUCCCAUACAAGUUACAUCUCAGAGCCAUGGUUCGAUAUGUAUCUUUCUGCCAGAGACCCCAUCGUUUUAAAUUUUAAUCCUUUCAUUAUCUUAAAACGAGAUCCCCAAGAAUCAUACAAUAACCAGAUCGUGAGAGCAACCAACCUGAUUGUUUCAGCCACAAAAUUUCGAAAUUCUCUGCUGAGUAAUUUCUUAGAACCCGAUAUCUAUUAUGUCAACCCAAAAUGGAGCAAGAGUAAAACCUUAAAAAGGUUUCUCCGCUUCCUUCCAACUUCCAUGUCUUGGUACGGAGCCUAUCUCGCAAAUGCUUUUCCUUUAGACAUGUCACAGUACACUCACCUUUUCAACAGCUCAAGAGUUCCCAAACAGAACAGAGACCAACUCUUCUCUGAUCAAGGUGCUCGACAUUUGUUAGUCAUGAGGAAAGGGCAUUUCUACAUUUUCGAUAUAUUGGACCCAAUUGGGAAUAUCCUACAUCCAUACGAAAUCCGGGCUCACCUAAUUAGCAUCAUGCAAGAUGGGGUUCAGGUCCCCGACUAUCCUCUCGGUUACCUGACCACCGAAAAUCGAAACACCUGGGCAGUGAUCAGAGAACAACUCCUGGAAGCUGGAAAUGAAGAAAGCUUGAACAAAAUAGACAGCGCAAUAUUUUGUUUAUGCUUAGAUGAUAUUUCAAUCCAGAACAACACUGAACUGUCCCAUUGCAUGCUUCAUGGCUAUGGCUAUAACCGUUGGUUUGAUAAAUCAUUUAGCCUAAUCAUCACUAGUGACGGCUCAGCGGGCAUAAAUUUUGAGCAUUCUUGGGGCGACGGUGUUGCAGUCCUGCGGUUUAUUAACGAAGUGUACAGAGAUAGUACAAGGCACCCGUCUAUUGUACCCCAAAGUCGUUCCCCGACUCUAGGCUCCCCAAAUGUAGAAAGACUGGAAUUCAACUUGAACCACUCGAUUCGGUCGGCUGUGGAUGCCGCCCGGCAAAAAUUUGAGGAGAAAAAGGACGCGAUGUCUGUGAGAGGAUUGCAGUAUCGAAAGUUUGGAAGGAAAUAUGUAAUUGAACAAAGAAUGAGUCCCGAUGCCAUAUUUCAACUUGCAUGUCAGGUGGCGGUUUUUCGCCUUUACGGGAAAACUGUGGCCUCUUACGAGGCAUGUAGCACGGCUGGCUUCAAACGCGGUCGUACAGAAACAAUACGGCCGACAUCCAUCUACACCAAACGCUGUGCCCAGGCCUUCAUUAAUGGACGAAGGAAGUACAGUGUGCAGGAACUGAGACAGCUGAUUGAAAACUCUUCGAAGUAUCACAAGUUUUUACAAAUGGAAGCUUCAUUAGGUAGAGGAUUUGAUCGCCAUCUGUUUGCAUUGAGAUAUCUAGCGGAAUCCAGAGGUGAACCUAUGCCUGAAUUUUUCCUGGACUCAGCCUAUCAAAAAAUCAACUAUAAUAUCAUUUCAACUAGUACUUUAAGCAGUUCUGCCAUUUUUCUGGGUGGAUUUGGGCCAGUUGUGCCGGAUGGAUUUGGUAUUGGCUAUACUAUAAGUGAGUCUUGGAUAGGAUGCAACAUUAUCAGUUAUUUAGAAAGAGAUGCAGGUGAGUUUUUGGAAUGUCUUGAGGGUAGUUUGAAUGAUUUUUUUGAUGUUUUUGAGGGAAAACCACUUGUGUAGGGAUAUAAGAAAUGUUCUUAAUUUAGAAUUUACUUUUAAAUAUUUGGGGCUGCAAAAGUAAUAAUCUGAAAUUAACUAGCGGGGUGGUAGGUUGUCAUCCUCGUGUUCUCCUUUAGGGCAUCUUUUGCCAUAAAUUUGUUUGAGUUAUUGUCAAUAAGAAUUACAAUUGAAACUCUGAGAAUUUCUAGGUUAAGUGGAUUAAAUUUGUAGAUUAAUGGUUUUAAUAAGCCUGAAAAUAAAAG